ACGAAGAAAGCGGUAGGUUAUGGAGAAAAUAAUUGUUUGAGUUUGGUGGUUUAUUAAGGUUUCAGAUGACAAGAUAAUUAGUAUACUUUCCAAGAUUAAAGAACCAAAUGAUAAGAUAAUUGAGAGAAUAGAUAUACCUAUUUAUUUAUUAUCGACGAAACAACUGGAUUUGGGUUUCCUUGACAAGUUUAUGUCCCAGAUUUGUUUUCAGGUAAUCACAAUGGUCGCCAUCGUCUUCAUUUUUUUUCUUCUCACCACUCGGAAUUGGAUAAGCAAGGGUUUUAAGGUUUGUUAUUAGGUUUUUUUUUAAAGAAAUGUUGUAUUUAGGUUACAUAUAUAUCACUGGAAACAAUAUGCUACGGGUUUGUAAGUGUGAUUUGUAUCUUUUUCAGUCUGUGGAUUUUAUUCUGUUUGUGAUGUUCUGGUUGAAAUCAGUUGCUGGUUUGUUUUGUCUGUGAUGUACUGUUGAGAAUUGUGUGGUUGUAUUUAUGGUUCUGUUCGGUUUUAUCUGGUUCAUGUGUAUUUGUGUUAAAAAAUUUCUUCCUCUAUAGAAGUGUUUAAUGUUAAUCCUUAUUCUCUAAUUAACUACCCAUCUUUUAUGUUUCUGGAGAAUCCCACGAUCUCAUUUCAUUUAUUGUUAUAACUUCUGAUUCAGAUAAUCAUUCGAUUCAAGCUAAGGUAGUUUCUCUCAUUCUGUACCACUAAAUGGUUUCUACCCACGAUUACUCAAUUGCUCCACCAACUAUGCUACCCCAUGAAACCUCGAUCACAUGAGUCAGUAUAUGACCCCCAUUAUCGGUUUGUUUCACCAUCUAUAAAUUCUAGGAUGCUUCACUCUUCUCAUCACAACCUGUCUAUCUCUCUCUCGUGAUAAAAUUUGUGUUUAUUGUCCUCAAUGGAUCCUUCUCAAAUUGGUCCGGAUAUGCUUGCUGCUGACCUCUCCAUGGAGAAUGACAUUCUGGUUGCUCAAGACAUUCCACUUGACGAUGCUGCUGAUCCAACAACCAAAGUUUUGGUGGGUAAGGUAUUUCUCCCUGGCUCUCUUCCUCUUCAACGUUUAAGAGAUCGUUUGGUUACCUUGGGCCAUAUUCGUAAUGGGUUAACUAUUGAUUUUUUUAUGGAAGAUCUCUUUUUACUAACCUUUGGCUCUGCUGCGAAGAAAGUUCGAAUUUUGGAAGGCCAGCCAUGGCAUUUUUUGCAGAGGCAUAUAGUGUUGGCUGAACUUCCUCCUUUUGAACAGAUCAUUUCUGCGAAUGUUCGGCUAGUUCCUUUCUGGGUACAGAUUCAUAGAUUACCAAUUAGAAGAAAUACUGAAGCCAUGGGUGUCAUGCUCGGUAACUAUAUGGGGACUUUUGACAAAUAUGACGACUCCACACGCUUUCGCUUUCUGCGCAUUCGUGUUCUUCUGGAUGCCUACAAGCCACUGCUUAGAGGUAAAAGGAUUCAAUUUGAGGACUCCCAAAACAGUUUGUGGGUGGACUUCAAAUAUGAAAGACUUGCUGAAUUCUGUGAAUUUUGCGGACGUAUUACCCACAAGACGGAUGAAUGUCCUGCUGUUCUCAAUCUACAAGAACAGGGACUUCCUGUUGAACGUACCUAUUUUCCUUUGAUCCGAACUGCUGGUCUCCCUCCAAUUGCUCUCCCCAGGCCUCCACUGGCACGCCCCUAUCAACAAAAUCCUAUGAUAAUUCCGUCUCUUCCUGUGGUGCUUCCAGGAAACAAUGAAGUCCCUGCUAUUGUUUCUGGAGUUGUUGGAUCUGCUCCUUCCACUAUUAUCCAACCAACUUUGAAAUCCGAUAAAGGAAAAGGAAAGCUUGUAAUUGCAUCUGAGUCUUCUACUAUAACUAAGUCAUUGGAUGUGUCUCUAACUCAACAGGGGUCGAAUACUGGAAAUACUACUCAACUAAUCCUUCCACUAUCACUCUCUCCUACUAAACACUCCCAAGAAAGAACUAAAUACCUUGGUAUGGAUAAAGGCAAAGCUAAACUUGUUGAUGAAACUUCACCAACUAAUACUAUUGGAACUACACCAGACAUCAUUAAUGCUAAGAGACUGAAAGCUAAUGAAGAUACCGUCACUACUAAAAAAUACAAGAAAUAAAUUGUAUUCUGCAUUACUGAAUUCUUCUGUGGUUUUCUGUUGUCCUUUUAUUAAUUUAGUACUUUCUUAUUUUCAUCUUUUUAUGUUAAGUCUAUGUUUUUCAGUUUCUGUUGGUGCUGCAAUGGCUGGCAGAGGAUAAUCUAGUGAUGAUAUUCCUUGUUUAGCUUAAGUAACCUAUUUAUAUAUGUAUUACUUUCUUCUAUCUAGUAGUUAUUUCUUAUAUUAAAUCCGUGUUUGUUCA
This is a messenger RNA of Cannabis sativa, 2342 nucleotides long. RefSeq lists its product as uncharacterized. NCBI's taxonomy places the organism in Eukaryota, Viridiplantae, Streptophyta, Magnoliopsida, Rosales, Cannabaceae. The transcript has 2 exons. The record is from RefSeq and is a predicted model, not a curated record. Bases 896 to 2101 code for a protein of 401 amino acids.